Papaver somniferum (opium poppy) is the source of this 1271-nucleotide messenger RNA. RefSeq names its product ran-binding protein 1 homolog c-like. NCBI's taxonomy places the organism in Eukaryota, Viridiplantae, Streptophyta, Magnoliopsida, Ranunculales, Papaveraceae. Gene Ontology annotation, biological process: nucleocytoplasmic transport. The transcript is spliced from 4 exons. Bases 133 to 798 code for a protein of 221 amino acids. Gene Ontology annotation, cellular component: cytoplasm; nuclear pore. The record is from RefSeq and is a predicted model, not a curated record. Gene Ontology annotation, molecular function: GTPase activator activity.
UAGUUUAUAUUUCACAACACACUUCCCCCUUUCUCUGCCUCUCUAGAUAUUCCGCCGUAAACAUCACUCCACCGCCACAACCACCGCCAUCACAGCCACAGUCUCUGUAUCAUCUCAUCUCUAGUAGUAGCGAUGGCAAGCAAGGAUGUAGAACACAGCAAGGUAGAAGAAGAGGAAGAAACAGUUGAAGGAACCAACGCUGGUGGUGAAGAAGAAGAUACUGGUGCUCAGAUCGCUCCUAUCAUUAAACUUGAAGAAGUUGCUGUAACUACUGGUGAAGAAGAAGAAGAUGUUCUUCUCGAUCUAAAGGCGAAACUGUACCGAUUCGAUAAAGAUGGAAAUCAAUGGAAGGAAAGAGGAGUUGGAACUGUGAAGCUUCUUAAACAUAAACAGACUUCAAAAGUUCGUUUGGUUAUGAGACAAUCUAAGACACUGAAGAUCUGUGCUAAUCAUCUAGUGUUACCAACAAUUUCGAUGCAAGAGCAUGCCGGGAAUGAGAAAUCAUGUGUAUGGCACGCAGCUGAUUUCUCUGAUGGUGAAUUGAAAGAAGAGUUGUUCUGUAUCCGAUUUGCAUCCAUUGAGAAUGCUAAAGCUUUCAAGGAGAUGGUUGAAGAGGUUGCCGAGUCCCAGGUGAAGAAAUCUGAAGAGAGCAAAGAAGGUGCUGCAUCGUUAGCAGAUGAUCUUACUGAGAAGUUGUCUGUUGGUGAGAAGAAAGAAGAUGUACCUACACCUGAAAAGAAGAAGGAUGAGCCUGAAGCAGAAGCAUCAUCUGCUGAGAAGGAGAAGAAGGAUGAAUAGGUGGAGCUAGGGUUCUGAUUCUUAUUUUUUGGUCCACACAUCUUAUAUAAAUGUUCCCAUCAAGUGUCAAAACCCGGACAACAUAUAUAAACUAGAUCAAGUGGGUAGUUUGAGUUAUUAUGGGAGGACUUGGCUUAGUGUCAGUUGGUCCGUAAGUUGGUCAGUCUCGGUUGGUCCUUGCAUUGCGUUGAUGGAUUUUCUUUUUAAUUUAUUAUACCAUCUCAUGUGGUGUUCAGAUUUUAUUUGAUUUUGGUUUGCUUCUUUUCAUAGCAAAAGGUCUUGGGUUUCUCAUUGUGUCAAGUGUUGUUUGGGGGAAACAAAUAUAUUUAUGUGUCUUUUUGGUGAGUGAAACUUCAUGUUUGUUGACUUAUAUUCUCCCCCAGAGAGUCGGUAUUUGUAAGCAUUUAUCUGCAGACUAUAAAGUACAAGUAGAUGUUAAUAAUUUGGAGGCUUGCAUCCAAGUUGCAAGAUUC